AGCGGCGGGCUGACAGCCAUGGUGUGAGAGCAGUGAUUGAGGCGGCCGGCCCGGCUCGGCUCGGCGGGGCCCGGCAGCAUGUCGGGGCCGAGCGCCGUGUCGGACCCCCAGCACCCGGCGCGGCUGCUGCGGGCCCUCAGCUCGUUCCGUGAGGAGAGCCGCUUCUGCGACGCGCACCUGGUGCUGGAGGGGGAGGAGAUCCCGGUGCAGAAGAACAUCCUGGCGGCCGCCAGCCCCUACAUCAGGACAAAAUUGAAUUAUAAUCCUCCAAAGGAUGAUGGCUCAACGUACAAGAUUGAACUUGAAGGGAUAUCUGUUGAUAUUAUGAAAGAGAUACUAGAUUACAUCUUCAGUGGGCAGAUCAGGCUAAAUGAAGAAACUAUCCAAGAUGUGGUACAGGCAGCUGAUCUCCUGCUGCUUACAGACUUAAAAACUCUCUGCUGUGAGUUUUUAGAAGGUUGCAUAGCUGCUGAGAACUGUAUCGGUAUUCGGGACUUUGCACUGCACUAUUGUUUGCAUCAUGUUCACUACCUUGCCUCAGAGUAUCUGGAAACUCACUUUCGAGAUGUCAGCAGCACAGAGGAAUUCUUGGAACUGACUCCUCAAAAACUGAAAGAAGUGCUGUCCAUGGAAAAGCUCAAUGUUGGAAAUGAAAGAUACGUCUUUGAAGCGGUGAUUAGGUGGAUUUCUCAUGAUUCAGAAUCGAGAAAGGUUCACAUGAAGGAUGUCAUGUCAGCAGUGUGGGUUUCAGGCUUAGAUGCUGCGUAUUUACGUGAGCAGAUGAUGAGCGAACCACUGGUACGGGAGAUUGUCAAAGAAUGCAACAAUAUUCCCCUCACGCCACCCCAGCAGGGAGAGGCGAUGCUGGCCUCCUUCAAGCCCCGGGGUUACUCGGAGUGUAUAGUGACUGUUGGUGGAGAAGAGCGAGUAUCACGGAAACCAACCUCAGUGAUGCGGUGUAUGUGUCCUCUUUAUGAUCCCAAUAGACAGCUCUGGAUUGAACUUGCUCCUAUGAGUAUUCCAAGGAUCAAUCAUGGAGUAUUGUCAGCAGAAGGAUUUUUAUUUGUGCUCGGUGGUCAGGACGAAAACAAGGGAACACUAAGUUCUGGAGAGAAAUAUGAUCCAGAUACCAAUUCUUGGAGUUCCUUACCACCAAUGAAUGAGGCACGACAUAAUUUUGGUGUGGUAGAGAUUGAUGGAAUUCUGUAUAUUCUGGGAGGUGAGGAUGGUGAAAGGGAGCUAAUCUCUAUGGAGAGCUAUGAUAUUUAUAGCCGGACCUGGACUAAGCAGCCAGACUUGACCAUGGUUAGAAAGAUUGGCUGCUAUGCAGCUAUGAAGAAGAAAAUCUAUGCAAUGGGCGGAGGCUCCUACGGAAAACUCUUUGAAUCUGUUGAGUGUUAUGACCCUCGAACUCAGCAGUGGACAGCAAUCUGUCCUCUGAAAGAGAGAAGAUUUGGGGCAGUGGCCUGUGGAGUUGCCUCUGAGCUUUAUGUAUUUGGCGGGGUCAGGAGUCGUGAUGACAGUCAAGCCAGUGAGAUGGUGACGUGCAAAUCUGAAUUUUAUCAUGAUGAGUUUAAAAGGUGGAUUUAUUUAAAUGACCAGAACCUAUGUAUCCCAACUAGUUCUUCCUUCGUGUACGGAGCUGUGCCCAUUGGAGCCAGCAUAUAUGUGAUUGGAGAUCUCGAUACAGGUACGAAUUAUGACUAUGUUAGAGAAUUUAAAAGAAGCACGGGCACCUGGCAGCGCACUAAACCACUAUUUCCAUCGGACCUUCGCCGUACUGGCUGUGCAGCCUUGCGAAUCGCAAACUGCAAGCUCUUUCGACUGCAGCUUCAACAAGGAUUAUUCCGCAUUCGCGUACCUUCUCCGUGAUCCGUAUGCUGACAGUGGAGGAGACUGGAAGAAUUCUGCGCAGUCCACCAUAAUAUAGCUCUAUAUAAAGGAAAAGCUGAGAAAUUACAGCUGAAACUUACACUGUAUGCUGUGCUUUGGUAUGGUAACUGUUUUUGUUUUAAAUGCUUAAAAAGCUUGAGUCUCAGUUCUUGUUUCGGGAACAAAUAACUUAAGUAUACAUUAAAAAGAAGAGAGGGGGGAAAAUAAAAGGGGGAAGCAAGGAAACACCUUCAGUCGUAAGCAUUUGGAGUUUAAACCAUGUUAUUGAGGAGGUUUCGCGUGCCUGAAAAAAGUGGGAAUUGGUCUUCCUUUGGCGAAGUUUAUUGAAAAGCAAAAAAGAUUUAAGAUGCGUUCCCCUGGGGGGAACUGAUAGGAAUAAACGUGCUAUCUUGGACUGGAUAGCUCUAAUACACAGAAGCUAUAUGAUAACCAACCUCCCUGGUAUACUGCAAAGACUGUUGUCAGACCGUAAUGCCGUAGGAGAUGUUGGUUGUUGCACCUUUUAUUUCUAGUCCUUCCUCAAAAGUUAAGGUCUGUGCCUGAAAAUGGUGGAGGUGUGUACAUAUGGUUUUUCAUUCAUUUGCAAUGUUUUCAUUCCUACAAAUAUUUUUAAUAUAUUUAAAACGGACUAAUCUGAAAUGGAUACAGUAUACUUCAGAGAAGUAAACUGUUUUUUUCUACGCUGUCAUUUGAAUGGCCUGGUGAACAGCUGGGUGGGUUGCAUUUCUGUGUGGGCUUUGGUGGCUGUUUCCUUGAAGUAAAAAGGGAAACGACGUUCGGAAUGGCUCAUGAUGAUUGCUGCUUUUGGUAAAAGACAACAAAACUUGACAAAUUAAAGAAAAUAGGUUAUGUUCCUUUUUACUUCAGAUCACUUGCAAAUUAAGAAUAGUUUUUAAGACUGAGGAUUAUAGAGAGGUGUGUUUUAUCUUUGUUAGGACAAAGGUGAAAUAUGACAAGGAUAUAUUUGUUUUGCAGAAGAACUUAUUUUUGGACUAAGAGUUAAGGAAAAUUUAUACAACAACUUUAAAUUGGGAUCAGAAGUUGGUUUACUAAUGAUUUCUGUGCUAAGGUACAGUCUUGUUUACUGCUAUCUGACUUUGAAAGCUGGGUUUUAAGGUGUGGUUAUAGUGAAGAAUUUAGUAUCUUGCAUUUUAUUUCUUACUAAGUCUUGUUCACAUCAGUAGCGGUAUUUAAUUGACUUUUGUUCAUAGUCAAGAUCAGCUGGUAGAACACUUUUUACCUCAAUUUUUUUAUUUCAUUAUUGUGAUGGGUGGGAUGUAACCUGUAUUUAUUUAAAAGGAAUAAAAUGAGAGAGAUGGAAAUAGAAAUAAGACCUCCUGCCCUUCAGAAAAGGAGACUUUGUAUAACCAGUAUUAUAACUACAUACAAUAUUUUCCAUUCUGCAACUUCGUGGACCUCAGACAAGCCGAUCCUACCCUCAGUUGUGUUAGUGUAAGCCUUCAUCAUCUUUAUUGAAUCAUCUUAGAUCUGCUGAAAUACAAUCCCAAAUUAGUACAAAAUAGUUAUAUUUCACUAAAUAUUCCUUGAAGAGACAUUCUGAAACUUACUUCUGCUCAGUCCUUCUGUAGCGCUGAUGUGUGGUUGGAAUUACUCUGAUUCUGAGCAAAGGGGUAGGGGAAAAAAAAAGAGGGCAGCAGCCAAUCCAUUGUCCAUUAUUUAUUUUUUUUUAUUUUUUACAAUGCUGAAGUGCUGCAAAACUUGAAUUAUAUACAUCAAUUUUCUGACCUAUAUUAGUUGGCAUAUUAAAAAGUCUAUAUAUUUAUGCAUUGCAGUAAACUUGGGGUGUGUGUAUGUAUAUAUGUCUUUAGAUUUUAAAUUUAUAUAUAAUGCUUUACCACAGAAAUGUGAACCACUAUUUCCAUCCUCGGCUGUCUUGUGAAAUAAAUCAAGUGCUGUUUAUCUGUAAAACUUCCCUUUUUUGAAAAUCUUACAUUGUUCAAUUUUUUUCUUAGACAAAGUGCCAAGAUCCCAUAUUCAAAAGUGAUGAAUGUUCCUAAGUAUCUAUUUCACUUUUGAGCUCAGUUUUCUAAGUGGCUUAGAAAACUUCUGAAAAUGUUACUCAGAAUAUUGCAGGCUGCUAUCUCUUCGGUCUCUCUAGCUUCCCAGUACACUUGAGGGCAUUCAGCAUCCAGAAAACCUAAGUAAUAAUGCAUAUAAUAAAUCCAGAUCAUAUAGACUCUAGCAGUGUUUUGCAGUUAAAGUUAUUAAACUGAAUGUUUACACUUCAAGUAGGAUUAACAGUAGGUAUUCUUACUUUUUUUUUUAAAUAUAAAUCAAACAAAUCUGCUGGUAAUUGGAGUGUGUUGCAAAUGCACUUGGUGAGAUUUGACCAAGAAGUUUAAGCCUCUUCACCUGAAACAGUUGCAAACUUAAUUCUUUAGCUCACGUGUACUCCCGUCGCUUUGUGGGCGGUUGGCAGCCAGGGACCAGGUCUCUGGAGACGUCAUCUCCUGGAGUUUCGGGUGCGUGCGUAAGCUGGAGGUUUAAGCACUCCUGAGAUCUCAAAACUGGCUUCCUUGGCCUUGCUUCAGGGGGAUGGGAUCGUUCCCCAACCGCAUUGUCUGCAGGGCUGAUCCCGGAGAUGUUCUAGCAUCUCUGUGUGUGCGGGAGGGGAGGGAUGCAUCUUUUGGGGUCUGACUUGUGUCUGUCUGUCCAGUUCUGAUCUGCAAGCCUGGUGACAAGUGCAUCUCUUGGGAUGUGCGGUAACCAGGUUGGACUGCCUCCCCAUUUGGAGCAAGGCUUUGAAGCCAAGGCGCUGCUUUCUCCGGGGAGAGCCUGGUUGUACAGGUGAGGGUGUAUGAGAGAGGGAUAGCUGACCUCUGGCUUGCCUUGGGAAAGAGAUGGUCGACUUCAGUAGAGGAGGGAGGCUUUGGUUCCAGGGGUGCUGAGUGGAGGGAGGGCAUCGCUUUUGUGAGCAUCCUGGAUGUGCAAACAGCUGUGGAUUGAACUGGGUUCACUGGUCCAUGUCCCCACCUCCCUGGCAGCUGUGUACCCCUGCGUGUGAUGGCUGAAUCACAUGGGAAGCAACUUGUGGAUUUUCUCUGUUUGCAACCCAGGGGUUUUAAACAAGUUUCUAAACUGCCAAACCACCUAAGUUGUCCUCGCUUGGUGCUUAAUUCCUUCCAGCUCAUGAAUCGGCACUCAAAUUCAGCCAGUUUCCCUGCAGGUGAUUCUUUGAAUGAUUUUCUUAGCCAGCUGUCUGUGCAGCCUGUGAGCUUCCCAGCAUCAGGUUUUUAGGCACCUUCCUUACUGAUUUACUAAACUAGGUGCCUCGCUGGGGUUGUGAGUUUGUCACAGCAUUGAAAUGCUGAUGUUUUGAGACCGAUGUCUAUAUCCCUGAAGGGUGCCCACCCCACCUCGGCUGGGGGCCAGGUCCCCAGGUGCAGCUCUCGGGCAGUUGCAUCUUGCGUCAAGCCCAGCACGAUCCCAAGCGAGGACUAGCUGGGUCACGUUGCAGCUGGAGUGACUUGGGUUGGGCCUCGGCAUCCUUUCCUUCCCCCUGCUGCAGAAUUGGACAAACCCCAGCCAUUGUAAUCAGAAAAUCACCAAAUAGGAGGUGGGGUUGUGGAAGAUGGGAAUAGCGGUGGCUUUUUUCUCCCCUUGCUCCACCUCUUACUAUAAUUCCUCCCCAAAAAGUUUCCUCUUCCUUUUUCCAUGUGCCACAAGAUAUUUUUGGAAAAGCUCUGGGAUUGCUAAUUUAAGGGUAAAAUCAAAAAUUUGAGUGUAUAAGUGGUGAAAAAAGAGAUAAUGCCAUAAGCACACACAUCAGUGUCCUCUGUGCUUGUGGUAUGAGUGUGGUCUUGGGGCUGCUCUGCACAGCAGAAAGUGAGCACAGAAGCAAAGGUGUAAAGUGCUGUGGCUCUCAUAAAAUAAAUCUCUAGGGUUUCUUAGGGAGCCACACGCCUGGCCUCCGUUCCUUACCUGGCCUUGUGAGAUGCUCGUGUUCCUAAAGAGUCAGUGUUGGACUUGAAAUUCCCAUCCUUUCUGUUUUUAUGACCUGAAAAAGAUGUGUCCUGAAGAGUCUUCUCUUUUGUUAUACCACAGCAAGGUCUGCCUGUCCUCAAAUAUUUUAUCAGCUAUUCUGUAAGUUUUAGUUAUUGUGAAAUGCUGUAUCAACUCAGCUGUUCCUGGUCAAGUCACUUUCCAUAGCUUUUGAGGGUACCUCCUCUUUAAAUUGAAGGCAAAUUAAUGUGAGAUUACACAAAAGGAUAGUGGUGAAUCUGAAAAUAAAAAGCAAAUUUACAAAAUCAGCUCACUAAUAUCUGUGGGCAGGCUGUAUCCCUCUAGCUUUUGACUGCACAAAACUCACAUGUCACACAGCCUGCCUUCUGAAGUGGAGUUCUUGCUGAAAACAGGAGUUUUUCAUCAAAACUACUGAAGCACCUGUCUUGCUUUAUAAACUCCCCUUCCAGAAAUCACCAGGCAGCUUAAUUUCUUUUUUGCAAUAUUGCUUGUGCCUGCAUGAGUUAGUAAAUGCACAAGUACAAAAGUGAGGGGGUUAGGGAGUGUUCUUCCCUGUUUUAACUGCAGUUUCUCCGGUUGGUUCCGUAAAUACUGCGGCCGUACAGCCUGCAUGGGUUUUGGUAACGCGCAUGUGCCAUGCAAACUGCAGGAUGCAAUAACAAAUGCAAGUUGUUACAAGUGCCAAACUUUUGGCUUCCUCUGUAUAUAACAAUAAUUCAAUUGUUCUGUUAGAAUACAGAGAUGCUUAAAAUUCACUGUGUUCCAAAAAAGAGCAGUUGUUCUUUUUUUUUUUUUUUUUGAAUGAAUGCUAUUUAAAACACUGUAAAUCUUUGCCUUUUUUUUUAAUACUGUUCUGCAGGUUUAUGUUACUCUUCACAGCUGCCUUGAGACAUCACCCUGUGAUGCGUAUGGACACUUUGCUCUUUAUCGGAGCACUAGUGCCAUGCAAGUAUAUAACAAAUGGCAGCUGACAACAGGUUUUAGUAUUUAAAAUUAUAGAUGAUCGCACUUAGAUAAAGUGCAAUUCGUUUGAAUUAAUCUUAUCUGCAGAAGGAAAGCUGUGUCUCAGGAAGUGUGACGAUACCCAGGGACACAGGUGUACUGAAGAUUGUAACUUAGGUGUGUUCUGGCGCUGCUCACAGCGACGCUUUCCAAGGAAUUAUAUUUAAUUUGGGGUAUGGAUCCUGUCUGUCUCCAAUGUUAGCAUCAAGGUUUUGGGGUUUGUGCUCUUAACUUUGGAGCACUGAAACAGCUUCUUCAGGUGGGUGGGAGAGGUGAUAAUUAUGUACAUGUUUGGUUUGCAGUUAGAAGCUACUAUUUCCAUCUGAAAUUCCCUUUUACCAUUAAGGAACGAGUACAGGCCUGCGUUUCAGUCAUCAGCGCUGCAGCCUUUUGACAUUUGCCAUUUUCUGUCGCUCUUCCUUCUUUGUUGGUGGAGUCGAGAGCUGUGUUGGUAGGGUCUGUGCUGAGCCAGUGAAAGCGGACUUGGAGAUACCGCUGUAAAGCCAGUCAGAUUUGGGUGAAUCGUUUUCUGUGGGGUCACAUCCGUGUGUUGUGAAGUGUACUGGUAGGUCGGGCACCUGCUCCCCGGCCAUCCCCAGGGGAUUUGGUUUAUUUGUUUUUCUGGGCAAUUCUUUGCUGUAGGAAGGAUUGCAGCCAGGCUUUAAGGUGACAUCUCUGGUCAGCCAUGUCCUGCGUGACUCUGUAAUCUAACUGCUGUUCUACUCCAGUAAUAAUUCUCUCAAAUUUUUGAUUAACAGGUAAGCUAAAAGAAUAGACUAAAACCACGCGAAGUGCCUAACUAGAUAAACACCUGCUAAAAAGGAUUAAGAGUAAUAGGAGAAUUAAACUAUAAACUGCUACCAACAGGUGAAUCUGUUAUAAAUUUGUUGUUGAUUACAAAAUCUUAAAGAUACUUUUAAAACCGGCUUAUUCUAAGUAGCUGCUUAUUAGUUACAAAAAUAAUUAAAAUACAUAAAGGAUUAGUUUAGAAUAAUACUUGAAGGUUAUUUGAAGUAAUCUGUUGAAAUGUCUUGAAAAGUGAGUUGGAAGAUUAGAACUUUUCAAUGUAAAAGGCUAAAUCUUGUUGCCCAGUAUUUUUGCAGGGUUUCGUGUGAAUAGUGAACACCUGCCAGGGCGCAUCAGUAGAUGAACAUGCUCAAUGCCGUUGCCUACCUGUGCCCUUGAGUUCUCGUAAUGAAACGAGACUAUACUGAGCCCUUGUAAAAGCUGAUGGAUCUGAUUACAAUAAUAGGAUAGAAAGAAGCAUCCCCAGUGUAAGUAACAUUAUUUUAUUGAUAAAACAUGAAAACGUAAUAUAUUUUUUAAAGACUAGUUGCUUUUGAAUGACCAUCUAAUGCCCUUGAUUACUUUUUUUUCUUUGCCUUUCCUCCUUCCUUUCUUUUCAGUUAAUGCUAAGACAUCCUCUGCUUUUGUCAAGGGCAAGUUUCUUUCAUCUGUACUUCUAAACCCAGUCAGAGCUUGAAAGAUAGGUAAGCAGGCUGUACAGUGGGCUGCUUUUACAAGUAUAACUUCUGUGCAUUCUAUUAGCAUGCUGCCGCCUCUGCUAAUUUCAGAAUAGAAAAAAACCAAACUCCUGGAACUAUCUUGCACCUGAUGAAAGCAAGAGCCAUUAUGGAAAGUCUGCGUUUCAGCGUGCGGUAGGCGGCAUGCUACAAACCCCUUAUCCCUGGCUGUUCUGGAGAUUCUCACCUUAAUGAUCUCACACGCUAAAGCUUCGACGAGGCAGCAUCUGUUUUAUUAAUUUACACACGAUAGCAGGAAAGCAUUAUCAUCCUUGUUGCUUGUUUUGCUAUUUUUAGGUCUUAAAAAGCAAAGUCUGCCUAAUUAUUAGAAUAAGUAAACCGGUACACCGAGUAUCUGGCAAGGUGGUCAAGUUGAACAGAGCUGACAUUCAGACUCUUUCAGAACUAGUCUUAAACUAGUCCAAAGGACUCUUCUGGACUGCUUAGAGAACCUGGGAUCUGUUUUAGCUUUUGUUUGCUUGGGGAAACAGCUGCUAAGUCAAUUUUGAGCAUUUCUUUCUUCCCUCCCUGACUUCCAAAACCUAAUGAUUUGCUUCUUGUAAUUGAAUUUUUUUUGUAUUUAAGGGUCUGAGACUGUAUUUUGCAAUGUGUGGCGAGUAUUCUAUCGUGUCUUAGUUUAGCCGAUGUAAACAGCAAGCUGCAUGCUGGUGAAGUCCUAGAAGGUGGGAGGCAGCGUUACAGUGUUAAGGGGAAGGAGAAGUAUCAGUAAACCAGCAAGAUUCUCCAUAUACUGCACAUGGCCUUGCCGUGUGUAUCCGAUGGGGCAAGAGGCCGUUUCUGGCACAGAGCUUGUGUAAUUGCCACCCCUCGCUGCCCUCGGCGUUUGGGAACGUGGCUGGGACGGUGCCCGGCUGCAGACGUGUCGAGUGCCAGAGAGGGCUCGGGGCAGUGCCUGGCUGGGAACUGACCCCAGAGCCCUGUCAAACCAAGAGAUGCAGAUUGCUGCGUAUGCCCCACACGUAAUGCUGACUUCUGGUCUUGGCUCUUCUGUCUUUUGCUCUUAUUAACACGAUUUUGCUUUCACUCCUGCUGCAAAUUUCCUUCGGAAUGCAUUGCUGAUGCUCCUGCGGGUUGGAGGAUGUCCACACAAACUCAUUCUCCCUGUGCACCAGCUUUUUACAUGUCUCUGCAUCCUUUAACCCCACUCAGUGUAUGUGGGGAGAGUGCUUGAUAUAUGAUGACAUGACUUUUCAUCAAGCUUGUAAAACUAAUGUCAGCAGGUUGGAGAUCACCUGAACAUCUGUAAGUAAUCCUAUAGGUAGAACACGUAUAGCCCGCUCCUGUGUAUAUGUGUUACUUGUGGCUGGAAUUCUGCCGCCAUGUCUGUGGGGAAAAGCCCCUAUUCCCAGCUACCUCAUUUUUUUUUUUCUUUGCACUUUGUCAAAUCUUUUUUUUUGUUUGUUUUCGUUUAAAUUGCAUUUUGUCCUUCAAUAAAAAAACUAAAAGCAGACAAGAAGCAGGGCAGAAUGAUGCCAUUGUCCAAGGACAGUUUACUUUAAUUUCAUUUUAAAUGCAUGUUUCUGUACAAAAAGACCAAGGUUGGCCUGCAGCUGCUGUAAAAAGUAAAUAAAAAUUUAUAUUACUUGAAAGUAACUAUUAUACCUGUAAAUGAGAGAAGCAAUUGAAAGACUGUCCUGACAAUUUUUAAAUAGGAAAAAAUCUGUUUAAAAAAUAGAAGUCUGUGCUCUUUUAAGGACAGAUCAGAUAGUUUUCUCUCUGCCUCUACUCUGCACUGUUUUGCCUGCGAACUUGAUCCAUUGUCUCAAUAGAGAGAUUGACUGAUUUUUCUGUAAUAUCUAAUCUGGAUUUUUUUUCCCAUGGAGUUCCCCAUUUAUGCAUCUACAGAGAAAAACUGUCCAAAUAAAACCCCACCUUCCAUACCUGAGAUUAUGUAUUUGCCCAUUUCUUUGGGAUCUUCAAGUAUGCAGGGCUUUGCUUAGCUUGAAGAAAAAAAAAAAAGUAUUUUCUUCUGCUUCUAAAGGUGCUAUUUUGACUUAUUUUUUAAUUCCUUACACUGUGCUUGACUUCUUUAAGUACUGAUGUAAGCUGAUAAUCAGCUUGUGUUUGUUCUCUGAGUUUCAGUUUGGGGGGGGGGUUGGUGAUUUUUUUUGUUGGUUGGGUUUUUUUAGUAUUUGGUCCUUUUUUUUAAAAUACAUUCCUUUUCAUAAAGACAGUUUCAAAGGCCUUAAUACGAAAUGUAUUCGGGAACUGCUGCUUUUUUUCCUGUCUUUGUAAAGGCAAAACCAAGAAACGCUUCCUGGGGAACACUUUCCUCUAAAAUUUUAAGUAGCAGCUCAUAUUAACUUUGAAUUCAAUGUAGCAAACAUUUUAUUGGCCGUGCAGAAAUAGUAGGGAUAAAACAAGGAGCUAUUCAUCUCUCUGCAGACUGUACCAAUUAGCUGCUAAUUCCAGAGCCUUCUCUUGGCAUGACGGUGGCUAUUCCGUAAAUAUUAAUCUUCUUGGGCUGGGUCCCGGGACCCGGCUGCAUGUUGUUCCUUGCGUGUCUGGGACACGCUGACCUAUGUGGGUGUCAGAGCAUCGGGAUGUUGGGCCAGGUCUGGGUUUUGCCUCAGCCCUCAUCUGUUCAGCUCUCGUGUCAGAGGCACGUGCGUGGCUGGCAAGCUCUGUUCACGCCGGGGGGUUUAGCUGCCCCGUGCCGUGGGUGGUCAGGAGGUGGAUGGAGGGAACCUACCGACUGCUGCCAUCGCUAGAGUGACGUCUGCUCCGUAGAUCCGAGGAGAAGGCUCUUGUAGACGCAAGCAAUGAGUAGAGAGCUGAGUUUUAGUCCUGUGUAGGAACUUUAUUGUCAUCCUUAUUGUGCUGUCUUUAUUUUUGUUUAAUCUGUAUCAUCAAUUUGAUUUAGGGAUUUGGUAACGUAACAUUGCUAAAAGUUUUUCAUUCUGUGGGGGACACAAAAAUGGUACUCCUGCCCUGUCUGAAGCAGCAGGAAGGAUCAGGGAGUUGAUGUUUGAACUUGUCCCAUCUCCAUACAUCAAGUUACUGCCUUUUCGUAGGCUUGACAGUCCUAGUGGUGGAGCAUUUCUCAGUCUCGUUAAUCUAAGGGCCAUUUAUCCUUUUGAGAAGAGUCCAGAGACUGUCUUGUCAUUCUCCACAUGUUCGGUGCUGCCCUCUGGACCAUCCAACUUGUCCAGGAACCAUGGGCUGGUGGCCUUCAUGGGGAGUAGGGAGUACCUGCGUUACCUGUAGCACUGUCUGAAAAACAACCAAUAAAGGAGGGACCCCGGAGAGCCCUGCUGAGCUUGCAAAUCCUUGAUCCCUCAUCUUGGGGAAGGCUGAAGAGCAGCACCGUUUGUUGCCAGGCCUCUGCACCAUCUGAGCCUUGCAGCUGCACCCUGGCAGCGUGGGUAAGGAUGGGCCACCCUGUCCCCUCCAUAAGGGUGAGAUAUAAAGGGUUUUGGGCUGAGUGUUAUAGGAGAUCUGAUAUUUUGUGGGUUUUGUAUUUAAAUCUGAAAAUAUUGGAGGAUCUGGAACUAUUUCUGGAGGGUGGAACAGCAAGUAUUGGCUUAAAUAAUUGGGGAGCUCCUGGCCACCUGGUUUUCCCCUCCACUUUUUUUUCUUUUUUGAGUUUUUUUUUGAGAAAACAGAAAUAUAUAGCUGCUUCCCAGUUUGUAUGUUUACUGUUUAAUAAUCUGAAGUGGGAGCCUGACAAGCUGAGAUUGUUGUAAUUUUACCUUCAAAAGGAAAAAGCAAAACUUCUUCAUGUUGGAUGCUCUACCUUUAGAGUUUUCCCUCUCUAAACCAUGUUUAUUGAGUACCAUGAAUCUUGUAGGAUUGGGCUAAAGAACUGAAAUAUGUAUUAUAUGAAUGGUGACUAACAUAGUCUGAUUUUGUACUGUACAAAUACUCUAUUUUAGCGUAAGAGAAUGAAAUAACAACUACAUUGAUUAAUCCAAUUAUGAUACCUGUAUUCCAUGAGCCAAGUAAUAGGGUGUUGGAGCGUAAUGCCGCAUUGCUGCCACUCUCGUAAAGGUUCAGCGUUCUGCCAAAUCUAAGAUCUUGAUGAUUACCAGGAUGUUGUCAGAAUAUAUUGCCGCUUUUUCUACAAAAAAUACGUCAGUGUGGUGUGGUAGAAACACUCACUUGGUCUUGUUUACCAUCGCUGGCAUGUAGCUUGAUGGCAAGGUUUAUUCCCUUCAUCCAGCUGUUGUGCUUUGACUUCUGUAUUACAGAUGUGUUUACAGGCUUUUUAUGUGCAUGCGUUUUCUGUGGGGUUUUUUUGUGCUUUGUGUGGGAAUGGAGUUUUUGCUUUUAUUUGUUUGUGUGCCCACCCCAAAAUCUUCCUAUGUUGCUUUAGAGAUGAAUCCAUGAAUCGCUUGAUGCCAGGCUUUGGAAUGCUCUGAGCUGAGUAUGUUGAGUUACUUCUGUUAAAAACGGGGAAAAAUAAGAUGUAAAUACUCUUUGGCCUCAAUCAGACUAUGCAAUACAGUGCACCAGAGAGCUGAAUUCCUUGUGAUACAGAAGACACAUGGCUCUUGUGUCCUUCCAAAUCCAGUCCUUGGGCCAAGGUUAGGAGAACUUGUACUCAAUGGCUGCCCAAGAAUCUCGCAUCCAAAUCAACUCUCAUUCACUGGUUUUCCUCCUUCCCCUCGCGUCGCCCACCAGUUUAUUGAGUGUUUUCUGUCUGAAUGACGUGCUGGUUAAGUGUAUCCCUCCUGUCAGUCUCCUGUUGUCGAUUGGAGCUUGUCUUGUAAACCUGCUUGUCUUGCGGCUUACCCGCUGGAGUAAGUUGGGGGCCACUUCACAACGUUGCAUCUCUUUGCUCUAGAGCAUGUCAGGCAUUCAGGGUUUGCUCUGCGCCUCCAGGCAGAUGGAGGUCUUGCUUUUAUGUUCCUGUGUUGUUUAGUUGUGGGUCUGGUGCUUGCAGUAAAGAAUACCUGUGCUGUCUCAAAUCCAGUCCAAGUACAUUUUCAUUUCCACCGCUUGUGCAUGUGUACGUGAGUUUGAUUUUGCUGCUUCCAUGGCAGUUCAGGGAUAAAUGCCCAUGUGGUCAGGACUGCUAGUAAAGGUUCUUUGUUCUCCUGUUGCUUCGUUUUUCCAGUGAAGUUUAUUCCUUGUGUUCCUCUUCUUCCCCCUAUUAAAUACUAAUAAAACCGGUAAACUCUUUUCCCCUGGUUCUGCAUCCUGUGAGUAGCUCUUCUCUACCAGUUGAUCACGUCUUCUCACCGUUACAUGCAUUCUUCCAAGUUGUUUGCCUAUAUUUGUCAUUUACUUAACCCACCUUGUACCUCAUACUGCUUCUCCCUCCUAAUUCCAUUUACUACUUUGUCUUUCUUUAAUUCAGGUUAACCUUGAUUUAUUUCUCUGAUUUCAAAAAGGGAUUUCGGUGCAUAACACGGGGGAGAAACAGAAAAUCUCGCUGCAGAUGUCUGUGUAUAUUCAUUCCCUCCCCAGCACGUAUGGCGUAAGGGGUUCAGCCUAUUCCAUUCCUAACCCCGGGUUUUUCCUAGUGCUAGUAGGCAGAACAAAGUCUGAAGGCGUUCCUUAUUUCUUUCAGUAAUUGAAAAUAUUUGGAGAUUUUCUUCUUCGGAAGUAGCCACUGCAGAUGAGCAGCUGGCAUGCAAGAGGGUUGUUAUGCUUCCAUAUUCAGUAUUUCUAAUUGAGGAACAAAUAAUUUAUUUUGGGGAAAAAUGUAAAUUUUUUUGUAUUUGUAUGUCAAAGUGGCCUUUAUAGGAAAAGCACAUAAAAUACUUAGAUUAAAAUUGCUUAGUUGUGUAAUUUUAGUGGGGAUUUUUGUAUUGACAGGGUUUCUAUGCAUUUUUCAAAAUAUACUUGCUGUUUUGUGUUAGAAUUAUUGGAAAUAUUUUUAAAAACGUGUAUUACCACAUUUUCCAUGGUUGAUCCCUUUACUAUCAUUCCUUUUGAAUACUACAAAGAUUUUAAUUAACCCUGUAAAUUAAUUUUCCCCCACAAAUAGUUACAUUAAGUCAAUAUAAUGAGUUAUAGCAUGAGUAUGUAGCUUUAAGGGAAUAAGCCUAGUAGCGUAGCUUAAUUAUGGAGAGAUCUUUUUGGAGAAGGGCAGUACGCAGUGUUUCGAUUGCACUUAAAACACUAAAUUAGCAAAUUAAGUUUUUGCUGUACCUCACUGGGAUUUUUUUUAAACUAUUUCCAUCCUAUGUUGUUUACACGCGAGCAUUAUUUAAGUAAGUUCUAUUUGUGCGGUAUGCCAUUCCCCUUCAUUCUGUUGGGAUAAGGCUAGUGUUAACAGAUAGGAAAAGUUUUGGGAAGUCUGUGGUAUCCUGAUGGAUACGACAGGAGUUUGGGGGAGGGAGGAGAGGGAAGUUAGAUGCAUUAGUGUGUUUUUCCAUUUAAUUAUGUACACAUUUUCACAUUAGCUGAGACUAAAGUAAUUGAACUUUACAAUUGAAUUGUAAGUAAAAUUAGUGGUUGGGGGUGGGGAGGAAACAAAGAAGGGGUUUGCACAACUGUGGGCAAAAAUACCCUUUAGUUGCACUGCGGUGCAAUUGCCUUGACUGCCUAUGCAAAGUACAACCCGAGUUUGAUACAUCAGACCCUUCUGUUAUUGCUCUGAUUUUAGUUUCUCUUCUCGAGGUGUUACUGUAAGACAUGCUAAGUAGAACCUUCCCAGGAAUGUUUGUCAACUGUCACUUCAGUUUUAUCGUUUGAUGUUUCUAUGUUAAUUUUUGUUCUUGUUUCUGUUUCGUAAGAGAUCCCCCAUGGUUCAUAGGUUAGCGUAAGUGCAGGCUUUUAGGCGUAGUAACAAACGAACAUUGCAUGCUGCCAUGUAUUCUCAUAAUUGAAGAAAAAUGUGCAAUUUUAAUGGUACUUUGACCUAUUGCAGAAACACUGGGUUUUGCAAUGGAACAAACUCUCAACAAUUGAAAACACUCUGUGUCGAUAUUAGAUGUCUUGGAAGUGAAGAAAAAGGCAGUUACUCCAAUUGUACCCACAGAUAAUUUAGUAUUGAUUUUUUUUUUAAGAGUUUUACAAUCAGUUAUUAGGAAAAUAAUAAAAUACACACUUCUUGGUUUACUUUACUUGCCAUAAGUUGCCCAGUGCAGAGUCUGGUCCGCCUCCAUCCAUUUACUUUCAUGGAGUAGUUGCACAUAAGAUUGUAACAGCAAAGCAGGAAAGCUGUUUGGUUACUUACGAGUAACCUCCCUUGCAGGAUUGCUUUGUGGCUCACACGGUACGAAAAGGGACACGAGAAUUUUCCUGGAUUAAGUAGCAUUUGCUUUGUUUACGUGUUCAGUAUAAUGUUGGGUGACUAAAGGGAGGUUCCCUUUUUAAAGUAUUUGACUUGUGCUUUGGGGACUUAGUUGCCACUGUGCAAAUUGUGCUGUAAUAUUGUACCAAGGAUCAGUGAAAGUGUUUUAUCUUUUUUAAUGUCGUUUGUAUUUGACCGGGUUUUAUAAAUGUAAGAAAACAGAGUGUUGUAUUUUGAUCUGAAAUUUGCGUACGGUAGAAGUAACUUUGCUUUAUGUAUUGGAGGUUUGUUCAGAACUUGAAUUAUUUUAUAGAAAGGUACAGACCAAAAUUAAUUGUCUUAAAGGUGUUUAAUAAACUAACCAAAUAAAACAUUGAUGGUUUGAAAACUU
This is a messenger RNA of Grus americana (Whooping crane), 16000 nucleotides long. RefSeq names its product gigaxonin (gene GAN). The transcript is spliced from 11 exons. The record is from RefSeq and is a predicted model, not a curated record. Bases 79 to 1872 code for a protein of 597 amino acids. Lineage: Eukaryota; Metazoa; Chordata; Aves; Gruiformes; Gruidae. Gene Ontology annotation, biological process: cytoskeleton organization. Gene Ontology annotation, molecular function: protein binding.